This is a messenger RNA of Rosa rugosa (rugosa rose), 1899 nucleotides long. RefSeq names its product mitochondrial arginine transporter BAC2-like. The coding region runs from base 762 to 1670 and encodes 302 amino acids. Gene Ontology annotation, biological process: transmembrane transport. The transcript is spliced from 2 exons. The record is from RefSeq and is a predicted model, not a curated record. Gene Ontology annotation, molecular function: transmembrane transporter activity. Lineage: Eukaryota; Viridiplantae; Streptophyta; Magnoliopsida; Rosales; Rosaceae.
CAGCCACUAGCCCCAUAGGAGUUUCAGGUUUCAUCAUCGCCAUUUUCUUGCCUCAGCUAGAUUAAGUGCUUCUGUGAGUCACAAAUUUUUCCUAGUUCUCUUGGUCAACACUAGGCUCAAAGCACCCAAGAGAGUUUAAUAUAUUGGUUAACCGUUACGUGUCGAGCAUCACCUGGUCCACUUGGUGGUCCCUCACUGCGGGUAUGGGAAACGAAACGUUGGCCGUUUCCUUAUAGGCACCUGCUCAAUCCCCACAGAAUGGAGAAGCCGGUGGCUUUUGUUUCGGUGCCUUUUGUGAAAGAGGAGAGAAAAGAGUUGAUUUUUGGUGGAGAAAGUGAGAAUUUGCAUUGAGGAAAGAAAGGGAAAUAGGAUUUUGGUAUGUGAAGGAAUAUACAUAGGAAAAAAAAAAAAAAAAGUUUUCUGGGUAUAUUCUUUUGCAGAAAGUGAGGAAAAGGAUUGAAGUAGAAAGAAAGCUCAACUUUUUCUCAUCUUGUUAUUGUUGUUGUUGAUGUAUGGUUUUCAAAAGACUUCGUUAGAAAGAAGAAAACCCAGAAAGGAAGUAUCCAACUUCAUUAGCCCCCUCUAUAGAAUUUGACAUACAGCAAACUAUAAGUUUGUUAUUUCCAGCUGAAUUUGAGAAAGGCAGAGGCCCUAGAAUUUUGAUCUGGGUUUGUGUUUGGUGCUUUUAUGAAAAAUAGGAAUUGGGUUUUGAUCAGAAGAGAAGGAGCUGGUGGAAUUGGUGUUGUUUGGUGAAUGGAAAAAUGGAUUUCUGGCCGGAAUUUCUUGCAAACAGUUGGGGCAAAGAAUUUGUGGCAGGAGGAUGUGGAGGCAUUGCUGGUAUAAUAUCUGGUUAUCCACUUGACACUCUUAGGAUUUUGCAACAGAAUUCAAAGAGUGGCUCUGCCUUUAACAUUCUUCGCAAUGUCAUCUCCAAAGAAGGCCCUACUGCCCUUUACAGGGGCAUGGCUGCUCCCUUGGCAUCCAUUACACUUCAGAAUGCUAUGGUUUUCCAGUCAUACGCCAUUCUCUCUCGGGCUCUCGAUCCAUCAGUGUCCACUAAAGAUCCUCCUUCUUACAAAGGUGUUGCUCUAGGAGGGUUCGGGGCAGGUGCUUUGCAGAGUCUAGUCCUCAGCCCAGUAGAACUCAUAAAAAUCCGGCUUCAGCUGCAAACCAAAACCCAAAAGGGCCCCAGAGAAGUUGCCAAAAGCAUUAUGAAAGCAGAGGGGCUAAGAGGAUUAUAUAGAGGCCUGGGCAUUACUAUUCUUAGGGAUGCACCAGCUCAUGGUUUGUACUUUUGGACUUAUGAGUAUAUGAGAGAGCAGCUUCAUCCCGACUGUAGAAAAACCGGUGAAGAGAGCGUACAAACAAUGUUGGUAGCUGGAGGGCUAGCAGGAGUAGCUAGCUGGAUUUGUUGUUAUCCCUUGGAUGUUGUAAAGACCAGAUUACAGGCUCAAUCUGCGUACCCUCCACCGAAAUAUACUGGCAUAGUUGAUUGCUUCAGAAAGAGUGUGAGAGAGGAUGGUCUUGCGGUCCUCUGGCGAGGACUAGGAACUGCUGUUUUGAGAGCAUUUCUGGUGAAUGGUGCUGUUUUUGCGGCUUAUGAGAUUGCUCUGAGAUGCCUUCUCAGCAAUGGAAGAAUUCCAAUAGAGAAUGCAAUGCCUGAACAGUGAAGGGUUCACUUGCAGCCAAUUAAAUUGCUGUAUAAAUAAUUUAGUUACAGAAGCCAAUCAAGCCAUUCAAAAGCAAGAAUUUUGUAUGAUAGAUCAUUAUUCUUGCUGCACAGCUUGAAUGCCAAGAAUAUAAAUGUUCAGUAAGAAAGGGUGGAUUCAAUUGUAUUCCAGUAAUUAGUAGUAACAAUUUUUAGCCCUACAGGAUAUUGAAAUGUUCAAAUUCCAUGAA